CAUGAUAACUCCCUAGGCAAGGAAUCCACGAGUCUGGACACUCGGCUCUAGUUCCGUAACGCCUGAACCGUUAAUUAUCUAGGGGCCCCGACUAUCAACACGAGUUACCCGCAAUUUAGAAACGCCAAGACAACACUUGCAUUCUCACUUCUUCAGCUACCAAGACUAGGGUCGACCCUAACCACGCAAGCUUCUCCAUUAUCCGCAGCAAUAGUCUUCAGCCGCUCACUGUCUGAUGACCCACCUCGAUUGAAGCCAGUGUGUGGAUCUGAUAUGGUGGGUGGGUAGUAGGAUUACAAGACCUAAUUACCUGGCAAGGAAUCAAGUACCACCUUUUCUCCCUUCGAUUUUACAUCUAGCAAACCUCUGUCACAUCUAUUUUUUUUCUUCUUUUUGUUUUUCCGUAGUAGGCAAGCAGGGAAAAGAUGGAGACUUAUCGCGGAUACGUACGAACACCCGCAGAUGCAAUCAAGCUCUUUGAAGCUUGUAGGCUGGGUUUACUGCCUCGAGUACAAAGACGAUUAUCGGAGAAAGAACGACAAUCCAUCACAUCUGGCUCAGUUUUUGUAUGGGAUGAGAGGGAAGCUGGUAUGCGCAGGUGGACCGACGGGAAAUCUUGGAGUGCGAGCAGGGUUUCUGGCAGCUUUCUCACGUAUAGAGAGAUGGAGGGUAAACGAGGCACCACAUUCGGUACAACGCGACGAAGUAACGGAAGGACACCUGAUAGCGGUCGACUUAGCGAGGAAGACCAGGAUGGUGAGCCGGAGGGUUAUAGAUACAAGGCGGAUGGCUUGAUGAAGCAAUCAUUCAGCAUAACGACGUCGCAGGGCCAGCACCUCCACUUGAUCUCAUAUUACUCCCGACCACACGCUGGGGCCGGCGAUAUGCUUCAGCCAACUACGGAUCCUCAACUUCGACAUAUUAUCCCUGUAAAGGGCAUGUAUCCCGAAUCAAGCCUUCACGAGACAAACCCGCCUGCUUUAACAAGGACACCUAUGCAGCCGUACACUACUCACAAUGGCAGUCUUGAGCAGCAACCCUAUAAUAACUAUCACGGUGCUUGGAACCAACAACCAUGGCAAGGCCAAUGGCCACCCUCACCCAAUCAGACUCCUCCCUUUAUGCAAGGGAAGCUGACACCAGAGAUGAAGCAUCAGGUUCGGCCUCAGCCGCAGCAUCCUCCUCCAAGGCCACAUCAACUACCCCCGCUACCGCCAACUUCAGCGCCUUCCGCCCAGGCUCCCAUUUAUCCCAAAGGUCUUACCUACGAGAGUGAUCGACUACCUCCGCCUACUCUAGCCAGACAUUACCCAGUACCUGGGCGUGCUCCGAGCCUCUCUCCGCAAUCCCAGCAUCUUCAAAUCCAAGCUGCCCAGGCCGCUCAGGCCGCACAAGCCGCGAAAGCUGCGCAAGCCGUGCAAGCCGUUAUAGAUCCCCGCCUAGCAGCAACAAGCGCACGCAAUCCACAGGGUCCACUCCCCGCGAUACCUACAGCAUCUCGAGGGUUGACGCCCCCAAGAAAUCAUUCUGUUUCGCCGCCAAGGCAAAUGACUUCGGAGAGCGUUAAUGGCAAUGCAAACAAAGCCAGCUUAUCAGCGCUUCUCAACCGGACACCAGCUAACUCCGAACCAAAUAGCGCAAAUCCGGGUAGCAAUAAUAGCGCGAGCAGUUCACCCCGAGCUCUCCCAGCGGGAGCAUCUGGUGUACCAGCACCCACGGAUAUGUUUAGAGGGGAGGAUAAUCGGGCAAUACAAUCUCUUAAUCGCAAAUUUUACCUUUGAGGACUCUUGAGGACUUCACGGUGGGAAUCCAGCUGGCAUUGGUCAGGCGUUCAAAAAUUGCAUUCAAGGCGAGGGGUAGGGCCUUGUCUUUUCUUUGGCAUGGUGUUUUUCUACUAUCUACUAGGCAUACUCAGCGGGUCGGAGUUACGGUUCAGCUUCACGAU
Daldinia loculata is the source of this 1945-nucleotide messenger RNA. RefSeq names its product Gti1/Pac2 family-domain-containing protein. NCBI's taxonomy places the organism in Eukaryota, Fungi, Ascomycota, Sordariomycetes, Xylariales, Hypoxylaceae. The transcript has a single exon. Gene Ontology annotation, molecular function: DNA binding. The record is from RefSeq and is a predicted model, not a curated record. Bases 426 to 1781 code for a protein of 451 amino acids.